GGGAUGGGGUUUAAACGGAAAUAGAGACAGACUGAAAAACAUAACGAGCAAUCAUAUGGAAUACACUGAUCUGUUUUGUAUGAGCUAGUUAAUAGAAAUUAUAACAUUUCGACAUGGUGAGCAUAUCCUGUAUGUGAGAUCGCAAAUCAUACUGACAAUAAAUACUCUAAGAACAAUCUCUACAACUACGAUAUUCCAGUAUUCACACAUGUCAAGUAAGCAACACUUUCAGGAGCCUAAACUGCAUGUUACGACUUUUGCACGACGCUAAAACAGUUAGGACAUUUUAGAAAAUAGAAAAAAAGAAAAAAGAGGUAAAGCAGUUAUAUACAUUUAAGAUAGAUGUUAGGAAGUAGCUCGAUACAAGAAAAACAAACAAACGGAAAGGCAGUUAAAAAAUACAAUGAAUGUUGUAAAUAAUAUGAAUGCAAACAAAAUCAGUCUACUUACUUCGAUGUUAACAUAUUAGUAUACAGAAUUACGGCUCAUUGGUAAUGACGCUUGUUUACUCUGGUCGGACAUGCGCCUUGCCCUUCCCUCUCCCUACCUUCCCCUGCUUUCCACACACAUAUCACUUAACGCCAAACAUCCCCUAGAGAAAGCCCAAAGACGAGAACUGGUCAUCAUCAUCCGUGCCUACAGUGAAGAUGAAGCGAUUAUCAUGCCCCCAGAGUCACGGUUUCUUCGCCCGUCUAGAAGUUCUGAGUCUAGUGGCCGACCGGUAUCCACGCAACGCAAACCCCUUCUCGUAGUCUUCUUGGGGUUUCCUUGGAGUGGAUGAAAAUCGAAGCAGAGAAGCCAGUGUGAAAAACAAUGCAGGUUGCGAUUGACUAUAUCUCGGAGAGCGUCUUCUGGCCUGUGGCGUUGCUGGUGGUUCCUCCCUGGAGUUUCGUGUGGUGGGCGGUGAUUGGAGUCGUGUUGUGGGUCGUUAAUCGUAUAAGAUACCCUUGGUGCCGAGACAAGUCGAAAAUGUUCGGCAAGACGGUCAUCAUCACUGGCGCCAACAAAGGCAUCGGGCUAGAAACGGCUCGUGAGCUGGUGACUCGAGGCGCUACCGUCAUCAUCGCCUGCAGGAGCAUGGUCAGAGGAAACGUCGCUAAAGAUGAUAUCCUGAAGAAGCUGAAGGGGAAUGCGAACGGCGGAACUGUCGAAUUGGCGUACCUUGACGUCUCCUGCAUGGCCUCCGUCAGGAAGUUCGCCGCAGCCUUCCAGGGCCGCAAGAUCGAUGUGCUGAUUAACAACGCUGCAGUUGCUGAUCUGCCUCAGCAGCUGACUGAUGAGGGUCUUGAAUUGACAGUUGCUACAAACCACCUGGGACCCUUCCUACUGACACAUCUCCUGAUGCCUGGUCUCAUUAAGGCAGGGGGCCGGGUCGUCAACGUCGCCUCCACGGGCCAUCACUGGGUCAAGAAAGCCUCCGAACUCGAUCUGGAAGGAGACCUGAAGUUCGAGUUCUCGCGUCCUUUGCGCACGCUCGAGAUCUACGUCGUCACCAAACUCAUGAAUGUUAUUUUCACCAUGGAACUUAAUAGGAAGCUUAAGGGAACUGGAGUGACGACCAAUGGCCUUCACCCCGGAGUAGUUAACACAGACAUCUUCGACCCUAUGAUUUCCCACGUCUGGUAUGGUAUCUUCAUCCGCUUCUACGUGUGGGCAUAUGCCAAGACGAAAUCCGAAGGCGCCCAGACGAGUAUUUUAGUAGCUGCUUCAGAGGGCCUCAAGGACGUCUCAGGGAAAUACUUCGAGGAUUGCAAAGAAUCCAGGCCAUCGCCACUCUCCCAGGAUGAGGGAAUCGCCAAGAAACUGUGGGAAAUAAGCGAACGCCUAGUCCAGCUGCAGCCACACGAACGCACGAUUUGAAUCCGGUCUCUGAGAUGAUUCUGUUUGUGUUCGAAUUCGUGUGAUUGGCUUCAUACCUAUUGCCAUGUAACCGAUUCGACAGAAAAUAAGGAAUAAAGACUAUGACUAUGA
This is a messenger RNA of Penaeus chinensis, 1971 nucleotides long. RefSeq names its product retinol dehydrogenase 12-like. The record is from RefSeq and is a predicted model, not a curated record. The transcript has 9 exons. NCBI's taxonomy places the organism in Eukaryota, Metazoa, Arthropoda, Malacostraca, Decapoda, Penaeidae. The coding region runs from base 814 to 1860 and encodes 348 amino acids.